AUGGGAUUCCCGAUUUUCCCAUUUUUUGCUUUUCCGCAGGUUCUGGGCAGGAGGAUCCCCCCGGAGCAGCUGCUGGGGCUGCUCCUGGCCCUGCUGGAGUCCUGGGACGAUCCCGAGCGGAAUUGCGCCCGCGCCGCCGCCGCCAUCGGCAACGCCCUCAUCCGCGAGAGGGGAGCCCUCCUGCAGGAAAAGGUCCCGGAGCUGCUGGCGGCGCUGCAUGCGCGGCUGCAAUUGCUGCAGGAGCGGGAGGACCAGGAGCCGCAGCUGCAGCGGGCGGCGCAGAGCUCGGUGCUGCUCCUGGCGCUGCAGCACCCGCAGAGCGUGGUGGGCUGCCUGCUGGGGAGCCCCCUGCCCUUCGACGGCCCCACGCGCUGGCUGUGGCGGGCGCUGGGCGCGGAGCCGUCGCUGACGCCGCGGGUGCUGGAGCUGCUGCAGGAGCGGCUGAGCCGCGAGGUUCCCUUCAAGGAGAGCAGAGCCCUCCUGCCCGCCGGCGCCGCCCAGCGCGUGGCCACCGCCCCGCCCCUCGCCGCCACGCUGGCCCUGGAUGAGCUCAUGUCUGUGCCGGAGGCGGCGGCCGCGGUGCUGGAGCGAUUCCCGGCGCUCUCGGCGCUGCUGCUGCGCCUCGGCUGCGCCCUGGGCGUGCGGCUGCCGCGGGCCCUGCAGGGCCGGGACAGGGCCGGCCUGCAGCCCUGCAGCUGUGCGGUGCAGACGCUGCGGGCGAUGCUGGCGCGCGCCGGGAGCGACGACGUCGUGCAGGACGUGGGGAGCGCCGGGGGCUGGGAGCUGAUGGAAAUUCCCGAGCGGCACCACGACGGAAUCGCCCUCCUGGCCAGGGCGAUGGCUCGGCUCUGCGGGCCCCGGCUGCCGCCCAUCGUCCGGAGCCUCAUCCCGGUGCUGGGGAGCGCCUUGGAAUGCCAGAGGGUGACCAGCAGCGCCUUCCUGGCCGAGCUGCUCAACCACAACGUGGUGAACGACCUGGUGCUGCUGGAGCCCAUCGUGGACGCGCUGACGGCCCUGGAGAAGGACUCCUGCCUCCUGGUGCGCGUCCUGGCGCUGCGCGGGCUCGGCAACGUCGCCUCGGGCUCCCCAGAACAGAUCCGGCGGCACGGCUCGCAGCUGCUGGCCUCCAUGGUGAACGGCCUGGACGACAAGGACGACCCCAACAACCUGCUGGCGCUGGAGGCCAUGUCCAGCCUCUCCAGGAUCCUGGAUCACCUGGAGGAGCGGGACGUGCACUCCACGGUGCUGCGCGUCGCCAUCCGCAUCCGGCCCUUCUUCGACAGCGAGCACGCGGAGCUGCGGCACUCCUCCAUCCUCCUCUUCGGGAACCUGUCCCGCUUCAGCCGCGCCGACUCCGAGGUUUUCUCGGAGCAGAUCCUCAACGGGCUCGUGACGCUGCUGCUGCACCUGCAGGACCCCCAGCCCGAUGUGGUCAAGGCGUGCAAGUUCGCGCUGAGGAUGUGCGGGCCCAGCCUGGGCUGCGAGGGGCUCCGGGAAAUGUUCGGGAAUCACCUGCGGGAGGAGCGGGGGCUGCACUACGGCGAGUUCGUCAACGACGCCGCCAAGUUCCUGAUGCGCAGCCACCCCGCGCUGCUGAGCCGCCUCAUCUCCACCAACCUCUUCUACUUCAAGAGCCCCUGGCGGGAGCUGCGGGCGGCGGCGGCCAUGUUCAUCGGGUUCCUGGUGCUCCACAUGGACGAGGAGCAGGGCCAGCAGGUGGACCUGGACCAGCUCAUCUCUGCCCUGCAGCUGCUGCUCAAGGAUCCGGUUCCAGCCGUGAGGGUCAAGGUGGCCGAAACCCUGGGACGCCUCGUCCGCCUCCUCUGAAUCCCGAAAUUCCCCAAAAUUCCCAGGAAUUCCCGAAAUUCUCAAAAUUCCCAGGAAUUCCCAGCUCCGAGACCCUGGGACGUCUCAUCUGCCUCCUCUGCAUCCCAGAAUUCCCGGGAAUUCCCGGCUCCGCUCAGCAAUACCCCGGGGGAUCCCAAGCCAUGGGAAAAGUCUUCCAUCACCUCCGUCCUCGGGGACAAAAAAAUUGGGAAAACGACCGGAAUUCGGGAUGGGAUCCAUUCCCAGCCUUCCACCCCCAUCCCCCUCUGCUGCUUCCCGGUGGAUAACAGGAUCCAAUUCCCAAAAUCCCCACCUGGAAUCCCCACCUGGAAUCCCCACCUGGAAUUCCCCCCUGUACAGAGACCUAUUUUUAAGUAAAGCUUCUGGCUCCCGAA
Melospiza melodia melodia is the source of this 2222-nucleotide messenger RNA. Its product is annotated as maestro heat-like repeat-containing protein family member 1. Gene Ontology annotation, cellular component: cytoplasm. The record is from RefSeq and is a predicted model, not a curated record. Gene Ontology annotation, molecular function: protein binding. NCBI's taxonomy places the organism in Eukaryota, Metazoa, Chordata, Aves, Passeriformes, Passerellidae.